AUGGUUUCUGCAAUUGAUUUACAAGCUUUGAAAGUCUUUCUCAAUGGUCCAAUCACUCAUGAUAUGAUUCAUAAAAUUGUUGUUGCUACUUUACAAGUUAUCCCAUGUGAAGAUACCAAAUCCAAGACUUAUACUUCAUCCAACAAUACCAUCAAACAAUUGCCAAGUUUGAUGACUUUUUUAACUAAAUUAGUUAAAUAUACCAAUGUCUACACUGGUACUUUGAUGGCUACUUUGAUUUACUUGCAAAAGUUGAAAACCAGAUUACCAAAAAAUGCUCAUGGUUUGCCAUGUACUAGACACAGAAUCUUGUUGAGUUGUUUGAUUUUAUCCUCAAAAUUCCAUAACGAUUCCAGUCCAAAGAACAAGCACUGGGCCAAGUACACUGAUGGUUUAUUUAACAUCAAAGACAUUAACUUGAUGGAAAGACAAUUGAUUUUCUUGUUGAAUUGGGAUUUGAAAGUUACCAAUGAAGACAUGUGCCAUGCAUUGAAUAGUUUCUUGGAACCAAUCAAGUUGGAAAUUAUCAAACAAGAAAAAUUCAAAAGAUAUAUCAAACAAAAGAACGAAGAAGUCAAUUCUAUUGCCAGUUCCAUCUCAAGUGUUACUUCUUCUCCACCAUCUUCAAGAUCAUCAUCUAUUUCUCCUGUUCAAUAUCAUUAUCGUCAAGAUUCUACCAGUUCUAUUUCUUCAUUAAGUUCUGUCAACACAAGUGAUAGUAGUGUUUACUCAAUCAGUCCAAAACACAACAAUAUUACCACCGCAGCUCCUGCUCCUAUCAAUUCCAGUUUGGUUGAUCCAAUUAUCGAAUUGACUGCUCAACAAGAAGAAUUUGAAUUGAAGAAUUUCUUAUCUAAGAAAUUAUCUACUUCAACUACCAACAAUAUGACUGCUAAUACAGCUAGUCAUAAUUUCAAUUUUGCUCCAUCUUAUGGAUACAAUGUUGCCAAUGCUUUUUAA
Messenger RNA from Candida tropicalis MYA-3404, 960 nucleotides. RefSeq names its product Pcl1p (gene PCL1). Gene Ontology annotation, molecular function: cyclin-dependent protein serine/threonine kinase regulator activity; protein kinase binding. The record is from RefSeq and is a predicted model, not a curated record. Lineage: Eukaryota; Fungi; Ascomycota; Pichiomycetes; Serinales; Debaryomycetaceae. Gene Ontology annotation, biological process: regulation of cyclin-dependent protein serine/threonine kinase activity. The transcript has a single exon. Gene Ontology annotation, cellular component: nucleus; cyclin-dependent protein kinase holoenzyme complex. Bases 1 to 960 code for a protein of 319 amino acids.